Molecule: messenger RNA, 132 nt
Organism: Racocetra fulgida
Lineage: Eukaryota; Fungi; Glomeromycota; Glomeromycetes; Diversisporales; Gigasporaceae
Source: the annotation of a GenBank genome assembly
UUGUUAAGAACUGUCCUCAGAUAGAAAGAAUAAAUGUCAGAAAUAAUCUUCUAACUAAUCUAGAAUUUCUAAGUUUACUUGAUUUAAGAAAACUUAAGUUAGUAGAUGUUGGUCUCAACAAAAUUUUAGAAA